UGUAACCCUUUGUAUGUUCGUGAUCAAUUCAGUUAGAAGCGACGGUCACUGUUUUACAAAAUGGACGAAUGGACGCUGGGUUUCCGUUGGAGAUUGUAGCAAUCCUAGUGCCGAAGAUUUUCUUCAAAAAAUGAGAAAAAAUGUGGAAGCAAAAGAAGAACUCAAGACCUGGCACAGAGCAAGUAACGGACUCUACUACGAACUAUUCCACGAUAAAGUCAACUACACAACUGCUAAGUCAUACUGUCAGAAACGAGGGGGAGAUCUGGCUUCUACUGGCAUAAGAAAUACUACAAUCAAAGGCGAAAUAUUGCCCUUGCUUGAAACCGGCAAAUACAACACAUGGAUUGGUUUGAGUAAAGUGGAAGGUAAAUUCAUCUGGGCUGAUGGUGUGGUUUCAACACAAAAUAAUACUGACUGGUAUUCAGGAGAGCCGAGCAAUGGGGCCGGUAACAUUCCAGAAAAUUGCGUAAAUUUUCGGAUUGAUUAUUCUUGGAAGCUGAACGAUGUCCCUUGCGAUUUAAAUAUGAAAUAUAUAUGUGAGGCAAGUUUUUAAAAAUGUCUUCAAUUGUGUUUCUUGUUCUUACUUUGUCAUUGGUUAAAAUACCGCAAACAUUAUCAUUUUAAAAAGCCACUA
Messenger RNA from Styela clava, 637 nucleotides. RefSeq lists its product as uncharacterized. The record is from RefSeq and is a predicted model, not a curated record. NCBI's taxonomy places the organism in Eukaryota, Metazoa, Chordata, Ascidiacea, Stolidobranchia, Styelidae.